UUGAUAGGUAUGACAGGUAAAACGUAGGAAUGGUGAUGCCAAGAUAAAAUAACUUUUGUACAUAAAUGUUUAAUUUUAUAGGAAAUGUACGAAAUGAUAUUUCUGAAGAGAUUAUAGAAAUCCUUGAUAAUAUUUUAAUUAGAAGUCUUAGUUUAUACGAUAAAAUCACCGGCAAUUUAAUGCUCAUCCUACGAACACAAUUUCAGAAACCUAGAUGUGGUGACCAAUUUUUGGUAUGAGAUCUAUUUUUGAUAAAUGAGUUAGUGUAACUUAUACAAAAUUAUUUGUAAGAGUUAUUAGAAAAUUAUGGAUGAAACCCCCGACGACGUCACUGAAACAACAGAAACAACAAAUGCUGAUGAUUUAAAAGAAGCUGAUCCGGAGAAAGUUGGUGAAGCGGAGAAAGUUGGUGAAGAAGGGGUUCGUGGCGAAGAAGUUGGAGGAGAACAUUUGGAGGGCGAACAUCUCGAGGGUGAACAUGUUGAGGGUGAACAUGUCGAAGGUGAAGAGUUAGAAGGUGAACAUGCAGAAAAAAAGAAAGGAGAGAUAUUAGGAGAAGGUGAGGAAUUAUUGGGUGAAGAGGUAGAGGGAGAAGGGGAGGAAACUCCUGAAAAACAAGAAGAAAAAGUAGAAGAGGUUGUCGAAGAGGAAGAAGUUUAUGUCGAAGAGCCCCCGCCUGACCCAACAGCACCUUUUAAUUUUAGCGAUUCUAAAGAAGCUUUAAAAGAACCCUUCCAACUCAGACCUGAUCAACUUGCAGAAGUCGAACAGCUUUGGGAUCUCUAUCAAGCAUAUACUCCUUCGUAUACAGAUAUUGAUAAUUACAUUACAGAAAAAGAAUUGCUCUAUAUGCUGAAAUGUUUAAUGCUUAUGACAGUUACAGAAGAACAGUUUUAUGAAUUGAUAGAAUAUUGCGUAAGACCACCACAUCCGAAAGGGCACAUUACUUUUGAUCAAUUUGUCAAAAUGGUUACUAUUCGGCAAAGAGAUUUUCCCGUUGAAGAUGAAUUACGAUCGGCGUUACAAGUUUUCGAUCCAGAUAAGACUGGUUUAGUAGACAGAGAGAAUUUGAGAGAAGUUCUUCUCAAACAAGGUCAUAAAAUACCACAGAAGUUGGUAGAUAGUCUUAUUAAGGAGGUGGACAUGAGUAAUGAUGGUACACUAGGAAUUGAGGAUAUUGUUGGAACCAUGUGUAUUGAUUUGAAUAAAGAAGAUUUGAUGAUGCUGAUGGCGUCAUUGAACCCCGACCAAAAUGAACCUCCACCUGAAGAUGAAGACGUAUAAACCGAUUCUUUAGCUAUUCUUAUAAUACGCAAUGUUAUAAUAUGCAACUGCCUAAUUAAUAACUUGAGUAAACUGUUACAAUAUUAAUAA
This is a messenger RNA of Plodia interpunctella (Indianmeal moth), 1374 nucleotides long. RefSeq lists its product as uncharacterized. Gene Ontology annotation, cellular component: cytoplasm. The record is from RefSeq and is a predicted model, not a curated record. The transcript has a single exon. The coding region runs from base 307 to 1284 and encodes 325 amino acids. Gene Ontology annotation, molecular function: calcium ion binding. NCBI's taxonomy places the organism in Eukaryota, Metazoa, Arthropoda, Insecta, Lepidoptera, Pyralidae.